Molecule: messenger RNA, 531 nt
Organism: Trichophyton rubrum CBS 118892
Lineage: Eukaryota; Fungi; Ascomycota; Eurotiomycetes; Onygenales; Arthrodermataceae
Exons: 1
Coding region: 1-531 (176 amino acids)
Source: RefSeq, a predicted model, not a curated record
AUGAAGGACCAGAAAGGCCUGUCGUCGUCAAGGUACGGCUCUAAAGAAGAGUCCACUGUCCUCCCCACGCCGGGUUUCAGCGUCGCCGGUGCUCCUGUUUGCCGAUAUCUACUUUAUUUGCAUGUGUAUCUACGCUGUCUAACUGUCUGUCUAGGCCUCCUGUCGCCUGUCGCCUGUCAAGCGUCUGUCACUCUCUGGCUCGCGGUCUGUCGGCUUUCCCAGGUGCCAACUUCGUCUCUCUUCGCCUUCGUCCCAGGCCCAGGUCGAGGACAGCUCAGGGCAGGCCUAUCAGAUCAGCGAGGACUGCAUGAAGGGAAAAAAAGAGAAGAAGAAGAAGAAAAGAAAAAGGCGAGGAGCUACAUAACUAGUCGGGAAGCUUGCUGGGGGAGAUGCUGGGAUGAUGCUGCGUGUCCAUGUUUGCUUUUUCAGCGAGAGACAAUCGCAUUGAAAAAAAUAAAAAAAAAGAAGAGACGGACGCAUGAAGAAUCGACGAGAAGGAAGACGGAGAAGCAGACGAAGACGACGAACUGA